Messenger RNA from Tripterygium wilfordii, 876 nucleotides. Its product is annotated as mitochondrial import inner membrane translocase subunit TIM14-1. Gene Ontology annotation, cellular component: PAM complex, Tim23 associated import motor. The record is from RefSeq and is a predicted model, not a curated record. Gene Ontology annotation, biological process: protein import into mitochondrial matrix. The transcript has 3 exons. Gene Ontology annotation, molecular function: ATPase activator activity. NCBI's taxonomy places the organism in Eukaryota, Viridiplantae, Streptophyta, Magnoliopsida, Celastrales, Celastraceae. The coding region runs from base 162 to 500 and encodes 112 amino acids.
UCGUAUUAAAAUCCGGGACAAAACCAAAACCUCCGCAGAACAAUUUUCCGCCUCUUCUAGAGACGCCCACACGAGAUCGAUGAACAACCAAAGCUUCAACGAAAAUUUGAAUUGAAUUCCCAAGACCAAUCCCCUCUCUGAGCACCAAAACCCGCAAAAAAAUGGCUACACCAUUUUUAGCUGGGCUUGCAGUUGCUGCUGCUGCUCUAGCUGGUAGAAGAGGAAUUCAGGCUUGGCAAGCAUUCAAGGCACAGCCUCCAAAACCUAAAUUACGAAAGUUCUAUGAUGGUGGUUUCCAGCCUACUAUGACAAGAAGGGAAGCAGCUCUUAUUCUUGGUGUUAGGGAGAGUGCUACUGCAGACAAAGUCAAGGAAGCACAUAGGAAAGUAAUGGUAGCUAACCAUCCAGAUGCAGGUGGUAGCCAUUACCUUGCUUCCAAAAUUAAUGAAGCUAAAGAUUUGAUGCUUGGAAAGACAAAGAGCAGCGGAUCUGCAUUCUGAUAUGUGUGAAUGUGCCUGAUUUGGCACUGCCUCUCGGUUCUGUCUUCGUUUGAAUCAUCUAGCAAGCUCAAAGGCUUGCUUGUAGUUGGGCUGUGCUUCCUUGUCUCCAUGCCAAGAAGCUGAAGUUCCAUUCUAAUUUUAUUUGCUUCUUACAGAUUUUUGAAUAAUGGCACCUUCAUAUCUAUAAAGCCAAGUUAAAAGCUAGAAACAGGUAGAAGGUCAUUUCUCAAGCACCAUUAUUGUUUGAGAUAUGUAUGGAGUUCUCCUGGAUUUUUGGUUAUUCAUUAAUUUUCAGGGGAAGAAGAAGUGCAAUGAACACGAAGUUGCGCUACAUAGAGCAUAAUUUUUGUAUCAGUGCAAAAUAUUUCUCUGCAAA